This is a messenger RNA of Archocentrus centrarchus (flier cichlid), 1208 nucleotides long. Its product is annotated as transcription factor 7-like 1-B. Gene Ontology annotation, biological process: canonical Wnt signaling pathway; regulation of transcription by RNA polymerase II. Gene Ontology annotation, molecular function: RNA polymerase II cis-regulatory region sequence-specific DNA binding; DNA-binding transcription factor activity, RNA polymerase II-specific. The record is from RefSeq and is a predicted model, not a curated record. NCBI's taxonomy places the organism in Eukaryota, Metazoa, Chordata, Actinopteri, Cichliformes, Cichlidae. Bases 1 to 1122 code for a protein of 373 amino acids. Gene Ontology annotation, cellular component: catenin-TCF7L2 complex; chromatin; beta-catenin-TCF complex. The transcript has 8 exons.
AUGGACAGAGCAAAGGUUAACUGUACUGCAGAGGAUGCAACAUUUAACCUUUUGGGGCAAACACCCACACUGUUUCAGUGGCCUGUAAAUUGUGUCCACACAGCAGCAGCAGCAGCACCCAUCAUUCGUCCUGCUGCUCCUUCAGACCUGUGUAACAAUGUGCUCAAACUCCCGGAUUACAUGGUGGAGUACCUCCGUCCUAUCGGAGAACUGAACGGAGUCUUGGUGUGUGACUUUGCGUCUCCUCCACUCCGCACACCCUCUCCAAAAAAGAGGAAGCGUGAUGGCCACCAGGAUGAGGACAGGCCAUAUGUUAAAAAGCCCCCGAACGCCUUCAUGCUCUUUUUGAGGGAGCAAAGGGAAAAAGUGAAGGCAGAAUUAAAAAUAAACGGGAGUGCGGCUGUGAAUGCAGUUGUGGCAGAGAGGUGGAAGUCCCUGUCAAAGGACCAACAGGACAAAUACUAUAAGCAGGCCAAUGAGGAGAAAAUGCUCCAUAGCCAACAACAUCCAGGCUGGUCUACUAAAGACAAUUAUGGCAAAAAGAGGAUGAGAAUUCGGGGCGACCCCUGCAGCACAGCAUCUGCACCUAAACCUGCGCAGGAACCUGAACAGGUCAAGUGGCCAAGUGUGAACGUGCCUGCGUAUGGCACAUUCCACUCGCCGCAAGUAAAUCACGUCCCCCCUACAGCUCAUACAAACCCCUCUGCAUCUACAUCAUACUCUCCUUAUGUUUACCCCUGCAUUGGUCCUGCUGCUCCUGUGGAUUCCCCUCCAUCCACAGUUGCACCAACUGAACCAAUGGCCACGUUUGUCGGUGACACUGUAGAAGACCUAUUAUCAGCGUUUGACCACCUCGAUGCCUUUCUUCUUGCUCCACUGCCUCAGGAGCCUAUCUUCCCUCACUCAGACCCCUCCUUGGGUCCUGCUACUCCUGUGGAUUCCCCUACAUCCACCCUGCCGGCCUCUCCAGUCUCAACAAUCAAACCCAUGUCUGCCUUCUUCUGCGACCCUGAAGAAGACCUCCUGGCACUGCUGAAACAGCUCAGUCCCUGUGCUUUUGCUACAGAGCCUCAGCAGUCCACUGUUCAUACUACUGGAGACUUUAUUGAAUUUACAAUUUAGCGUAACUGAACAUUUUUUUAUCUUUAUUAAUUUGUUAGCAUUAUUAACUUGUUACCUUUCUUAAUUUGUUAUCUUUAUGGACUUGU